Messenger RNA from Nestor notabilis (Kea), 1052 nucleotides. It is a transcript of the gene SLC39A9, whose product is annotated as solute carrier family 39, member 9. Gene Ontology annotation, molecular function: metal ion transmembrane transporter activity. Lineage: Eukaryota; Metazoa; Chordata; Aves; Psittaciformes; Psittacidae. Gene Ontology annotation, cellular component: membrane. Gene Ontology annotation, biological process: zinc ion transport; transmembrane transport. The record is from RefSeq and is a predicted model, not a curated record. The coding region runs from base 19 to 708 and encodes 229 amino acids. The transcript has 5 exons.
CAUCACCCAGCGAGUGAGAUGCAGCACGUGAUUGAGUCUGAGAAGGUGGCAGAAAUCCCAGUUGCACAUGAGUAUGGCCAUGACCAUUCCAGGUUGCAUGCCUACAUUGGUGUAUCCCUUGUCCUUGGCUUUGUCUUCAUGCUGUUGGUGGAUCAGAUAGGCAGCUCUCAUGUGCACUCUACAGAUGAUCCAGAAGCUGCAAGAUCAGGCAACUCCAAAAUCACCACAACACUAGGACUAGUAGUUCAUGCUGCAGCUGAUGGUGUUGCAUUGGGUGCAGCAGCUUCUACUUCUCAGACUAGUGUCCAGUUGAUAGUAUUUGUUGCGAUUAUGUUGCACAAGGCACCAGCUGCCUUUGGCCUGGUUUCCUUCCUGAUGCAUGCUGGGCUGGAACGGAAUCGAAUUAGAAAACACUUGCUGGUCUUUGCGUUAGCAGCACCUGUUAUGUCAAUGGUGACAUACUUAGGGCUAAGCAAGAGCAGCAAAGAAGCCCUUUCAGAGGUUAAUGCCACCGGAGUUGCUAUGCUGUUUUCUGCUGGGACUUUUCUUUAUGUUGCCACAGUUCAUGUCCUCCCAGAAGUAGGAGGAAUUGCUCAUAGCCACAAACCUGAAUCAACUGGAGGAAAAGGACUCAGUCGUCUGGAGGUGGCAGCCCUAGUCAUGGGGUGCCUUAUUCCUCUAGUUUUGUCCAUUGGACACCAUCACUAAAUGCUCGAAUUUCACCGUUCUCCUCAAUCUGACAAGAGCAGUAAAUGUCGGCUGCUCCCUUUAUCAUUGUCUCUUACCCAUCAUCCAUCCCAUCCACUUUAUGGAGUUCAGAGGGAACCUUGAUUGCAAAAUGAGGAAUACUGGGAAAGCUUUUAGUGUAGCAAAAUGUACUUUGGCAGCCGGAUGUAAUUCUAUGUAACUUUCUUUUCUGAAGACGUUUGCUAUUUUAAUUGUUACUUCUGGCCCUAUUCUCAGGGAAGAUGGAAUUUGGAGUUUAAGAAAGGUGAGCAGGGAAGAACCUAGCGACUCAUCGUGAAAUUGCAAUCACCAAAGUAUCCUGCAAU